UCAUGGCGGCGGCCGCCUCCAAUGUCGGCGCCUCAGCGCCUGAGGCAGCGGGUUCCCCCGAAGCCCCGCUACAGUAUAGCCUUCUUCUGCAGUACCUGGUCGGCGACAAGCGUCAGCCUCGGCUCCUGGAGCCUGGGAGCCUGGGCGGGAUCCCGAGUCCCGCCAAGAGUGAGGAGCAGAAGAUGAUGGAGAGGGCGAUGGAAAGCUGCGCCUUCAAGGCAGCGCUGGCCUGCGUGGGAGGAUUUGUUUUGGGAGGUGCAUUUGGGGUGUUUACUGCCGGCAUUGAUACCAACGUGGGCUUUGACCCUAAGGACCCUUAUCGUACACCAACUGCAAAAGAAGUUCUGAAAGACAUGGGGCAAAGAGGGAUGUCCUAUGCCAAAAAUUUUGCCAUUGUGGGCGCCAUGUUUUCCUGUACUGAGUGUCUGGUGGAAUCUUACCGGGGAAAGUCAGAUUGGAAGAACAGCGUCAUCAGUGGCUGCAUCACUGGAGGAGCCAUUGGUUUCAGAGCUGGCAUAAAGGCCGGGGCCAUUGGUUGUGGAGGUUUUGCUGCUUUCUCUGCUGCAAUUGACUAUUAUCUACGAUGAGAGGCGUGGCCUGAGGGGAAGGAGCCGCCAGCUGGG
Castor canadensis (American beaver) is the source of this 623-nucleotide messenger RNA. RefSeq names its product translocase of inner mitochondrial membrane 22 (gene Timm22). Gene Ontology annotation, molecular function: transmembrane protein transporter activity. Gene Ontology annotation, cellular component: TIM22 mitochondrial import inner membrane insertion complex. The record is from RefSeq and is a predicted model, not a curated record. Gene Ontology annotation, biological process: protein insertion into mitochondrial inner membrane. NCBI's taxonomy places the organism in Eukaryota, Metazoa, Chordata, Mammalia, Rodentia, Castoridae.